UGCUAAGAAAAGUCAAUUUAUUAACCCCCAAUCUCAGAAAAAUAAAAUAAAAACAAAUACUAUAUCAAAUUCAAAACAGUUGUGUCUAUUUGAGAUAAUCAAGAAGACAAGAAAUGGAAGCAAAAAUAAACAAAUUUUUCGAUUCAGUCGGCUCCUUUUUCACCGGCGGCGAUCAGAUCCCGUGGUGCGAUGACGACAUCAUCUCAGGCAUUGAGAGAGAAGUAGCAGAAUCAGAAGCAGAUGAAAUGAGACAAAAUGAGAGUAUAAUGAGGUUAUCAUGGGCUCUCGUUCACUCUAAACGACCUGAGCAUGUCCAGCGUGGAAUUGCUAUGCUUGAAGCAUCAUUGGCCAAUAGCAGCUCUCCUUUGCAACAGAGGGAGAAGGUUUAUCUUCUGGCUGUCGGAUAUUACAGAAGUGGUGACUAUUCCAGGAGUCGACAGCUUGUGGAGCAAUGUUUGCAGACUGCACCUGAUUGGAGGCAGGCUCAAGUCCUCAAGAAGACAAUUGAAGAUCGAAUUGCCAAAGAUGGUGUUAUUGGAAUAGGCAUUACUGCUACUGCUGUUGGCCUAAUAGCUGGUGGAAUUGCAGCAGCAUUCGCUCGGAAGAAAUGAUAAACUUCAGUUCCAAUAAUGUGCAUAAGAACAUGCUUUCUCGUUUCCAAUUUAUUUGUUUUUCGGCCUAAACUAGUAUAUCAAAAAAUCAUAAAAUAUAGUAUAUCCUUUCUAUAACUCUAUACAAGGAUGCAUAUUGAUUGCUUUCGUGAA
Mercurialis annua (annual mercury) is the source of this 764-nucleotide messenger RNA. Its product is annotated as mitochondrial fission 1 protein A. Lineage: Eukaryota; Viridiplantae; Streptophyta; Magnoliopsida; Malpighiales; Euphorbiaceae. Bases 114 to 611 code for a protein of 165 amino acids. Gene Ontology annotation, biological process: mitochondrial fission; autophagy of mitochondrion; peroxisome fission. The transcript has 5 exons. The record is from RefSeq and is a predicted model, not a curated record. Gene Ontology annotation, cellular component: peroxisomal membrane; mitochondrial outer membrane. Gene Ontology annotation, molecular function: protein binding.